This is a messenger RNA of Siniperca chuatsi (mandarin fish), 1933 nucleotides long. It is a transcript of the gene thpo, whose product is annotated as thrombopoietin. The transcript is spliced from 6 exons. Gene Ontology annotation, molecular function: hormone activity; cytokine activity. Gene Ontology annotation, cellular component: extracellular region. Lineage: Eukaryota; Metazoa; Chordata; Actinopteri; Centrarchiformes; Sinipercidae. Gene Ontology annotation, biological process: cell population proliferation. The record is from RefSeq and is a predicted model, not a curated record. Bases 305 to 844 code for a protein of 179 amino acids.
AGCUAUUAUACCUCCUCAACCCCCACAUGGCAAUUGAAUUGGAGCGUCACCAACUCUUCCAGCUGCGCCCCCAAGGGAUUACAAUCCGAUGGAUGAUUGCAUGUAUCCAGGGAAGUUGGAGUGCAUCCUGCUCUCAGGCUAGAUAACACUCGCACUUCCCACUACUGAAUGAGAAGGUGGGAAAUCAAGUGGUGAGAAGACAAAAAGGACACACAGCUCCUCUACAGUGGACACAGGGCAUUUUCCACCAGGCACAUUUCUUAAUGGAACAAAUGUGGAUUCAUUGGGAGCGGCCAAGCAGGGCAUGGCGUUAAGCAGACUCCUGCUGCUCUGUUCUCUGGUAGCCUCUGAGGUGUGGGAUGCUGAGACCAAACCCAUAGAAUUUGUGUGUAAUAAAGGCGCCAGGAGGACUAUGAAUAUUGUGGCAGAGAUGAGGAGCGCACUGAGUGGCUGCAAUAGCUCGACGACCCUCUCCACACCUGUUCAGCUACCCUGUACUGGGCUUCAUGUAGCAUCUUGGGAAAACAAAUCACACCAGGAGAAGAGAGGAGAUAUAGUUGCAUCCUUGAGGCUUCUUAUUGAAGGCGUGAAGGUUGUGAGGGCCUCAAGCCAGCCAGGAUGUGUCAGUUCGCUACUGCAGAGACUGGAGAACAACAUCAACAACUACCAGCUCAUUUUCACACACCUUCAACUGAGUCAGGGGCCAGUGGUGAGUCCAGCACUGACUUGUGUUCCUCGAAGCACACAGUGUCUCAGCACAGUCCUGCUGAGUUACAAUCAACUGAUCUCAGGCAAACUGGAGUGGUUCAUGGUUGACCUGGAGGAAAGAUGCCCUUCCCAGUGACACAAGAACAACUUCAGUGGACUCAAUGUUCUUCACAAACAGGGGGAUGAGUUCAACUGGGGGCCUCAGGUCACUAAAAGAAGGAUGAAAAUCCACCAGAGCAAAACAACUGGAGUGAUCUGGAUUUUCCCCUCACCUUGUUGCCUUUCUCAAAAUGUGUGAAAAUACUGCUUUUGUAUAGUGUGAUUCACUUUUUAAGAGUAAAAAGUAGAAAUUCACCCUUCUCAUUAAAAGGACAUUAAAAGGAACUACAGCUGGAGAGGUAGACGAAAAUGAAAGACAGCAAUAUGUCUGCAUGAGCAUCAUGGACAAAUGAAUGUAUGAUAGAAAGGGAGUUUUUUGUAUCAUUCUACAUAAAACUAGGGAUGCUUUAAAUUUGAUUGUAGGCCUAUAGAACCAAUACAAGCCUACAAUCUGCCAAAAGGUAUCGUGUCUUUUUUGUGUAGCCUAUGGCAGCUUAUCCAAGUCUCCACUGGAUGCAAAAUGAUCAAAAUCCAAAUGAUUGUUUCACGUCAGAGGUUGUUAUCCAGCUUGAUCGCGUGCUCAGAACCAAAAAGUCAACUUGGUUGUUUGGGAUUCAUGUUUUUGUGCCAGAUUUGUUUUGCUCCUUAAAUCAGCGGUAGAAAGGUCUUGCAAAGUGGAGGAAAGCCUAUAUCCAGUCCCAAAAUAGUUUUAAUUUUAUUAUGGUUAUUAAGCAAAUACUGCUAGACAGUCCUUGCACAUUAGCUGAAUUUAAAUAAAAAUCAUAGAUACUUACACUUACUGAAGAAGAAUAAUGGAGACUGGAAUGUAUAUACCUAUCUGGUAUGAAUUUAGUGAGCAGACUUAGUUUAUUUUCAUUGCACUUUUAGAUCUUAUCCCUGUUUACAUUGUUGUUUUAAAGGUUAUUGAUUUGCUGUAGAUGUGUGCAUGUUUGUAUGUAUUGCUUUUCUAAAUUCAGGAAAUCUAUCUUAUCCUGUGAAUUUCUGUAUGUAAAUACCCAGAUUUUGCAUUUAAGAGGACAUGGUCGCUACACUUUAUACAAAUUGUGUUUAUGAUACAAAAUCGUUGCAAUAUAAUAUGCAAUAAACUCUGAUUUCAAACAUUUAA